Molecule: messenger RNA, 3022 nt
Organism: Rhipicephalus microplus (southern cattle tick)
Lineage: Eukaryota; Metazoa; Arthropoda; Arachnida; Ixodida; Ixodidae
Product: putative endonuclease 4
Biological process (GO): base-excision repair
Cellular component (GO): nucleus; mitochondrion
Molecular function (GO): zinc ion binding; DNA-(apurinic or apyrimidinic site) endonuclease activity; phosphoric diester hydrolase activity
Source: RefSeq, a predicted model, not a curated record
UUCUCGCUCGUUGGGUGCUGUGCGAAAGCGCACGGAACGGGGCCGAAGGCCACAGGUCUCGACUGCAUGCGCAUCUUGGGCCAACCGCGAGUGCUCGGAGGAAAGGAUUGAUACACUGUAGCCGCUGCUGCCUUCGGUUUCAUUGUAGAAAUGGCACCACGGAAGACAAGGACGUCCAGCAAGGCAGCUACUGUUGCUGCAGUGUCACCAAAAGAAACCAGCAAAAAGUCGACAAAGAAGUCAUCUUCUCAGAACAGUCACCACAAGUCUCCACAUGACAAGACUAAGGCAAAGGCUGUGUCAGCUAAAGAAAAGGCAUCUAAGAAUGCAGUUGUGACAAAAACAUGCAAGCCACAGACUUCUGGCAGGAGCUCGAAGCCAUUGAAAAAAGAUGUUGCUUUGAAGCAAAAGACACCUGACCAAAUCAACAAGCCAUCUAGCAAUGGAUUUGCCAGUGAUGUUACUGUAAAGGUAGAGCCUCAGGAGGCAAUGAGUGUGGACAAAGCUUCUGGCACCAAGGCUACUGUUUCAAGAAGUUGCGCACUCUUUCAAAUGCAUUGCCUUGUCCACCAGUUACGGUGAAGCGUUCAUCUUCACCUGUUGUGGCUGAUAGUGCCGACACACCUGCCUAAGAAGAAGAAAACAAAUGGCACAGUAUCCCAGGCUAAGCUGCUGAAAAAAGGAACUGUGAAGAACUCCAAGUUUGUUGGAGCCCACAUGUCCGUGAGUGGUGGACUAGAGCUUGCGGUAAGCAGAGCCGUGUCGAUGGGAGCCAGGUCGUUCGGCCUUUUCCUACGUUCACAGCGUCAGUGGGCUGCCAAGCCACUCAUCCAGGAGGCGGCUAACCGGUUUCGUGACGCAUGCCGUGAGCACAACUUCGCACCACACCAGAUUCUGCCUCACGGAUCGUAUCUGCUGAACUGUGGCUCCCCCGACCCUGUCGUUCUGGAAAAGAGCCGGGCCACUUUGGUCGACGAACUCAAGCGUUGCGAGAUGCUUGGUCUCGUUUACUACAACUUCCAUCCAGGUUCGACGUGCGGUGUGAUAAGCCGCGACGCAUGCAUGGAUCUAAUUGCGGAGAGCAUCAACCAAGCACAUAAGGAGACCACAUAUGUCAUAUCAGUCAUUGAAAACAUGUGCAAACAGGGCAACACAAUCGGCGGCGACUUCCAGGAGCUGCGUGGGAUCAUAGACAGAGUGAAAGACAAAUCGAGGAUCGGCGUCUGUCUGGACACAUGCCAUGCCUUUGCAGCAGGCUAUGACUUGGCAACACAAGAAGGCUUUGAGAAGAUGAUGAAUGACUUUGAAUCCAUCAUUGGAUUGUCAUACCUGAAAGCACUUCACUUGAACGACUCAAAAGGAAUAGUGGGCAGCCACUUGGACCGUCAUGAAAACAUAGGCCGUGGCAAGAUUGGCUUGGAUGGAUUCCGACGAAUCAUGAAUGACCCUCGACUGGAUCACCUCCCCAUGAUCCUGGAAACUCCAGAGACUGACUAUGGUGUUGAAAUUGCACUCCUUAACAAACUUUGUUCCUCAUAAGCACAGGAAGCCUUCCUAUCUACCUCAAGCAAGCAUGCCAUUGCACUGUGCAGACGUGGUUAAAAUAUCAUACCAGAAUCAAAUUGAAAUGAUUUUACGGUUGUGAUGACGAGGAAUCGUUGAACAGGGCAUGCCAUUCAAGCUUCCAAAACAUUCACAUUAUUACUCCCGUAAAACAUGGGCUAUAUUUGAUGGUUUAACUACUUGGCAUAGGUUUCAAAACUUUGUUUUUCCUAUCAGCAUUAGAUAUGCUUUUUUUUUUUUUUCAAAGUCUCAGUGCAGCUGCUGGCACAGUCGUCAGCAUACUUAUUGUAGACAGCAAAAUAGACAGUGGCAAUCUUAAGCCUUCAAUUUUGACAAAGCUGGAGUGAAAAUCCGAAAUGAUGCAGGCCACUUCGCUAUUCGAACAAGAGUGUGGCUGAGCGAAAAGUUUAAAGACUUGCUAAAAAAUCACCUGCUCAUGGGAAGACGUAGCCAAGGUGCCUAAUGUAAGCUCGAUGUGUUUGCAUAUUUGGACAUGAAAAGUUAAAAAUGAAGCUGUCUUAUUGGCUUUGAUCGGCUUUCUCGCAUCAAUACAAGGCGGCGUUACAUUGUGCAAACACUUUCCAUUACUAGGAUGACUGGGAUUCUAUGCUGCCUUGUAAGCUUUAAGACUACGCUGUCCAGAACUUGAAAAAAGUCAUAAGCAUCUUACAAUGUUUCGCUGUGAUGUGGAAGAGAGCUUGUAAUUUGCACAAUUGAUUUAAUCACCAAUGAAGCACUUUACAAGUGAUGCAAGGCUACAUUUCGUGGCCUAAAUGAAUUUCGACCUUAUAUUUUGGAAAAGGCCGCAGCGUAGUCACAACCUAAGAAUCAUUUCAGCACCAUUUUGGAAGUAUUGCAUAUGUGCGACCAGAUUUUGUAAUCGGAUGCAAGAUUAAGCAUGUCACUUUUAGCACCGUCAACACACUUGAGCACAACACCACCAAACUGUUUCCAAGAGCCUAUAACUUUUCAAUGUAGUAGAGCAAUUUAUUGGCUCUGUGUUACUGUGGAUUGCCUGGAGCAGAACACCAUAACUUAGCGUUUUUAUGGUCUUUGCAAAGUGUGCAAUAAGGGGACACAGCUCUCACCCAUUCCAAUUAUGCUACUUGCAUGGCUCACUCCCUUUCAUUCUCACAUUCUGACAUGCCACCAGUACAAUUCCAUUGUUUGGUCGAACUUGAAACAAUAAAAGAAAAACUCUGUUAGCAUCAAAGCAAAUGGUACAAAUGGUCAUGUAAAAUAAAGGCACCAGGACUGUGCACUCUGCGAAAGCAUCAAACCAACGCGUCGCUUUUCGAGGAAAACAGCCAAAUUUCUGAAAUGCAUUUACGUACCAGUGAAUUUGCAGGGCAGAGUGUCUUGACAGACUUUUCAAGAUAAAGCAUGCAAAUGAACUUGGUCAUCCUCACAUAGCUUAAUCUAUUUGCAUGUUCCGUUGUCCUCCAAAGAAUAUCUUAAA